AUGGGCCCCCCGGCGGCCCUCAUCAGUCACCUCCAGACCGCUGGGAUACGUGCUCUGGAACUGCUGGCGCUGCGGCAGUCGAUCAUCUCGGGGGUGCCGCCGUGCCCGGCAGUGUCGCUGGCGUGCCCGCUGGCGAACCUGACCUGCCCGCCGCAGGUCUGCCCGGCGCUGACGUGCGCGCCGCCGCCCUGCCCUCCUCCAGUGUGCCCGGCGCCGCUGGGGGAGUGGUGCGCUGACUUGGCGGUCGGCACGCUGGUCCGGGUCUCCUACGCCGGGGAGACCAUGGACCACACGAGGGUCGUGCUGUGGCCCAGCCGCCGCAUGGACCAGAGGCGACGAGUCCGAGGGCGACACGCCUACUGGGUGCUCUCCGCGGACGGCGACGUCUGGGAGGAGGACCUGAGCGGGAGGAAUGCAGCGACUGGGCCGUCGGGCGGGUCGCUGCUGGACCAGGCGACGGGGAACCCGCCCGACGGCCGCCGCCUCUAUCGGUUCCGUGCGCGGCCCAGCCUGGACGAGGUUGUGGAGCUGGCGGCGGAGUGUCGGGCCACUAUGCUCAGGCGUGGGCAGGCCGAGGCGGAGGGGCCGACGAGAGUGGUGCUGGCCGACGGGGCGGUGCGCCCCGGCCACGACUACUUCCCGUGGCUGGUGGCCCCGCGCCCGUGGGUGCUGACGGAGCCGCUCCCUGGCAUGCCCAUCGGGACCGUGGUGGAUCCGCUCCCGGUGGGGGCGCUGCGCGACGGGAGCCGGGCCCUCGGCCUGCUCCCGAGCUGCGGCCGCUGGGCGAGGCUCGAGCAGGUGGACGAGGGCCAGAUCGUCGAGUGGGCUGCCAAGAGGACGAAGGAGCUGCUGCUCGACCUCGGCGCGGAGCCCGACGCCAUGGGCGCCGCCGAGCCGGUCGGCGGGACUGAGACCCCUCCGCUGCGCGAGGGUCGCUCGUCUGGAGGCGACCGCCUAGGCGAGAAGCUGGGGCUGACCGCGGAGGAGCCCGCCGAGUCGGCCGCAGGGAAGGACGACGCCAGCGGCGACGCGCGCACGCUGUGGGUCGACUGGGACGAGCAGGGCGAACGCAGGAAGGAGUUCAAGCGGGCGGUGGCUGAGAGCUCGGAUGUGAAGUGGGACCAUCACAGGCUGCCCGCCGACCGCACUUGCCUCCACACGUGCAAGAUGAUGGUGAACUUGAGUGGGUCCCCGCGCGCGUGGCUGGAGCGCUUUCUCAGGGAAAAGGGGAUAGCUUCUACGGAUCGAGUUGCGCACGAACUCCGAGUGUUGUGCGACAUCCUGGAGGAAGCAGGCGAGUUUGACCAGAUCAAUCUCGGAGGACUGGCCUGCUUGGAAGUGGCCGCCCUCCGGCUGAACCUGCUGGUGGACGCGCACAAGAGCGGGCCGGCCUCGUACUCGAACGCGAAGUACCUCUCGCCGCUGACCGACGUGGACCAGUUGAUGGCUCCUGGCUUGCGGUCUCACGUGUCGAGGCGCGCCAAGGAGGAGUACGAGCUGAUGCAGGGCGACAGGAAGGCCGAGGGGGCCGAUGACUCGGCCAAGGGUGGCAAGGGCGGCGGCGGGGGCAUGACGGACCAGUCUCAGCCGGCGGAGUGGGCCCCUGCCGGCUGGGCUAACACAUCGGCCCGGCGAGCGCCGCUGGCCCUGGCGAGCGGGGAUAGGGACCUCUUCCCCCUCCCUCGCCUGGCCAGGCCGCCCGCCAGCAGGGGCGGCAGCCGCGCCCGGAUUGCUGGCGCUCGGCGGCGGCGCGAGCACGAAUUGGUGAACGGCGCGAUCGACUCUCUCAACUGGCUUGCUGGAUGGGAGCCUGACGACGUGGGCCCGCCGCGCUCCCUGGACGCCAUGGGGGGCAAGCAUGCUGGGAUCGUGCAGUGGGUGGCCAGCGAAGCUCUUCGGCGCCAAGCCGCAGCUCCCAGCCCCUGUCCGUCCCAAGAGGCAUCGCUCAGUGCGUUGCUCAAGGGGUGCUCGAUCUACGACACGUCGGGCUCCCCGAGGAACCUGGCCUCCUUCGUCCGCGAGCGCGUGUCCUUGCCCCCUUCGGUUGUCGGCUGCCUCCAGGUGGACGAUAUCGUGGGCGAGGCCGGCCGCACCUACCUGAAGGAGAAUCAAAAGCGUAUGAGGCGGCCGAUCGAGGAGAUCGAUUUUGACAGCUUGCCGACUCCCUAUUUUGACCCGCUGCUGAAGCGGAACAAGAAGAUGUACCACAACUUUUUGAAGGAUCUCUCGUCCCGCGGGCUCUUGCUCGCCACCUUGUCUCCCGCAGAGCAGGCUGGCCUGUUCUUCGUGAAGAAGGCCGACAGCGACAAGAUGCGCAUGAUCGUGGAUGCGCGCCGGGCGAACGCUUGGUUCGGCGUGCCCCCCAGCGUCCAGCUCCUGUCGUGCGAGGGGUUCGGCAGGGUGGAGGUGAAGCUCCCAGAGGGCGUCGCCUUCGGCUCGGCGCGGGGAGAGGAGCUGCUGAACGGCUUCAAGCUCUUCUUGGGCAUGACGGACGUCAAGGACUGCUUCUACAGGAUGCGCAUCCCGGUGAGCCUGGCGAAGUUCUUCUCGCUGCCCGCCGCCCCGGCUCACGUCCUGGGCCUGGAGGGGCACGAGCUGGAGGGGACGAGGCUGGGCUGCGACACCCUCGUCUUCCCCUGCAUCGGGGCUCUCCCCAUGGGAUUCUCUUGGUCCCUUUUCCUCGCCCAAGACGCGAACGAGGAGAGGGUCGUCCGGUCUGAUCCGUGGCCAGGGGGAGACACGGCAGUCUCGGAGCGGGUCCUGAUGAGUGAUCGCGGACCGCCGCUCGUCGUGGAGGUUGAGCCCGGGCUGCACGGGGGUGCCUACGUGUACGUCGACAACAUGGGGGUGCUCGCCCCCUCGGAGGGCCUCGCCAAGAGCGCCCUCGAGAGCUGGACUGGUCUCUUCGAGGGGGUCGGCCUUGACUUGCACAAGAGCUCGGUGGGCUCGGGCGCGUGCGAGGCGCUCGGGACCAAGCUUGACCUCGAGCUGAUGAGGUCGGGCGUGAGCGACGGACGGUUCUGGAAGGUGUACCUGGGACUGGGGGGCCUGCUAGCCCGCGGCCGAGCGACAGGGCGCGCCUUGGAGGUGGUGCUGGGCCACUGCACCUUCUGCGGGCUGGCCCUCCGAGGGUCUCUGAGUUGCUGGCACGCCUCGUACCGCUUCAUCCAGCGGCACUACCUGGAGCCCGCCCGGCUGUGGGCAGAAGUCGUGAAGGAGAUCAAGAUGUUCCGCGGGCUGCUCACCCUGAUGGUUCAGGACUGGUGGCGGCCAUGGAACUGCUGCGUGCUCCAGACCGACGCGAGCGAGAGCGGCUGGGGCAUGGCGCAGUCGUUCUGGCCGCAGCACGUGGUGGAGCAGGUUGGCCGGCUGCCUGAGCGAGCCCGUUUUCGUUCGGCGCUGGGCAGACCGGCGCGAGAGAGCGCGCUCGCUGCCGCCAACCUUGCUUGGGACAGCUCGGGCGCCCUGUGCAGUUUUGAGGACAGGAAGAAUCCUGACUCUCUUGCGUCUGACCCCCUGUCCUCGUGGGAGCUCGACCCCGGGUUCGCUGAAGUGCCCUGGCAGUGGCUCCGAAAGGGGGCCUGGGAGACCGUCCGGUCCGGGGUCUGGCGUUUUGCUGAGGACAUCCUGAUCCUUGAAGCCAGGGCCCUCGUAAAAUCGAUCCAGCGGCUGGCAAAGACCGCGCACGGGGUCUGUGUGCGACAGCUCUUUCUGUCCGACAAUAUGUCUGUGGUGCUAUCCUUUUCCAGGGCUCGUUCGUCCCGCUUCAGCUUGCUGGUUCAGAUCCGUCGAUUCUACGCCUAUGCGAUUGCGUUGGGGAUUACGCCCGCUAUUCGAUGGGCUCGGGUGCUGGCCGAGCCGGUGCCGCAGGCGCGGACGCCCCCCCAGCGGGCAGGCGCUCGGCGGCCGGCCGCACGGACUCGUGCGCUGGCAGGCGCGGCAGCGCAGGCGGGCUCGCGCUCGGACCCGAGCGGUGCGAGGGCGAUCGCCAGCCCCGGGGCGCUGGGCCGGACGCGGGUGCUGGUGCCGGCCCCCCUCUUGCCUUCAAGGAAGAGGGCCAGCCAGGCUGGACGGCAUCUCUCGGCCCUCGACGAGAGGGACGCGAACGGGCUGGACCUCGCUGGAGACGCCGGGGAGGACGCCGAGGGCGACAGCAGCUCCAGCGGCUCCGACUCGGUGGUGGAGCAGCUGGGGCGGACUCGGGCCCGAAUGCGGCAGCUGCGCGCGCGGAGGGCGCACCGGCGGGCGAAGCUGUACGCCGAUGCUAUCCUGGCGGCGCAGGGCGAGGGCGUGAGCCUCCUGGAGACCUUGGCGGUGACCCAGGCGACGCAGGUGAGGUACCAGCGAUAUCUCGAUCGUUUCUACUCUCGUGCCGGCCUGAGCCGGAGGGAGAUCCUGGCGAAGCCGGACACGGAGAUCGACGAGCUCAUGUGCAAUUACAUGACCGAGAAAUACUUGCAGGGCGAGCAGAGCAACUACGGAGACCAGACGGUCGCGGCCUGGGUCAGCGCGAACCCGGACUUCGGGCGCGUGGGAGGUCGCAAGCUGCCGCGGACCUGGCGGGCGCUGAAGGCCUGGCGCAGGCUGACUCCGGGCAGGCGGCGGAAGGCCCUUGCCCUUCCGGUCUGGUGCGGGCUGGCCUGGAGGCUGGCGCAGCGAGGACACCUACGCCUGGGCAUCUUCUUGAUGAUAGGCGUAUCGAUCUAUGGUCGGCCCUCGACUUUGCUGGCCGCCCGGCGGUGCGACCUCGUGCCUCCGUCCCCUGGUGUCAGCCGGCACUGGGCUCUGUUGACCCACCCGCUGGAGCGGAAGAGGCCGAGCAAGCGUGGGCACUUCGACGAGGGCUGCCCCCUGGACUCGCCGUACCUCCAGGGCUUAGACGAGGUGUUCGGGCGGCUGGCCUCGACGACGUCGAAGGAGCCGCUGUGGAACUUCAGCUACCCCGAGGCAGCGACGCUGCUCAAGGAGGCGGCAGAGGACCUCGGGGUGGCCCCAGUGACAUUGUACCAGAUGAGACACUCGGGCGCCAGCAUCGACCUGGCGAAGGGCUGGCGCAGUCUGACCUCGGCUCAGCGACGCGGGGAGUGGACGCAGGCGAAGUCAAUGCACCGCUACGAGCACAGCAGCAGGCUCGGCAGCGACUAUGCAAAGCUCGACCCCCGGCUGCGCGCGACGUGCGAGGAGGCGGAGAGGCAGCUGGCGCUCAUCCUGACGGGCCAGUACCUCGGCGAUCUUUUCGCAGGCUGCCGAGCUGUGUCUCGGGCGGCCGAGGCCGAGGGCUUCCGUGCGAGAAGUUGGGACGUCAUCUAUGAUGCAGAGUGGCAGGAUUUGUUGUCGCCGGCCGUGCUGCGGGCGAUCAAAUCUGACGCUCGAGCUGGCCGGCUGGUGGCCGCGGCAAUGGCCCCUCCAUGCCAGACUUUUUCCCUCGCGCACGACAGGUCGAGGCCGGUGCGCAGCCGCGAGAAGCCAUGGGGCUUCCCUGCCUCCGAGCUGACGCCUGCCGAUGCCGAAGCAGUGGAAUUAGGCAACCGCCUCGCUCGGGUUGCGCUUUCCCUCUUCAGAUUCUUUUUGAAGCUGGGGGCCACGGUCAGAUCGGUGACGCGCUACGACGGGCUCAGGAACACCGACGGCUUCGUUAUGCGCGAGCUCGACCUCGUUCAGGUGAAGGGCAAGUCCCAGCCCACCCGCAUCUACGAGGUCAUGGGCAUCAGUGACGAGGAGGUGUUCAACGAGGAGCACCUCGUCAACCCUUUGAGGGCCUGCGGCGACUCCAUGACGGCGUCCACCAUCGGCAUGAAGAAGCUGGACGACCUCCGGUGGAACCCCCUCAAGCACAUGGCCAGAAGGUUCUCCAUGAAAUUCAGCGACCCCACCGAGUCCAAGAUAUCCAACAGUCCAUCUGUGAGCCCAAGACCAAGAGAUAGGGAGCCGACGGAGAGCCCCGUGAGCACGAGGCAGCCGACCCUCUCGCCAAGAGCCCCAAGUCCACCAGCAAGGGCUAUCUCGCUAGGUGACUCCUGGUCCUUCUUGGAUGCGAGGAGCCGCUUUGGCGAGUGCGCCGGGAGCGAGGCCGUCCCCGAGCACGUGCGCCAGAAGGCAUCCCGCUACGAGGACGCUUUGUGCGCGUACCAGCAGGGGCUCUUCGAGGAGGCGCGCCACAAGGCUCUCCGGCUGAAGAGCGACUGGCCCGACGACGAGGCCACCAGAAUCUUGCUCGAGCAGGUCAGCAAGUUCCUCGGCCCGGAUGGCAAGGUCUGUGGGCUCACUGACGAGGAGCUGUUGUCGUGGACCGGAGUGACGGUUCUCAGUAAUAAGUAG
Prorocentrum cordatum is the source of this 6318-nucleotide messenger RNA. The record is from the annotation of a GenBank genome assembly. NCBI's taxonomy places the organism in Eukaryota, Dinophyceae, Prorocentrales, Prorocentraceae.